This is a messenger RNA of Hemicordylus capensis (graceful crag lizard), 2497 nucleotides long. Its product is annotated as E3 ubiquitin-protein ligase RNF170-like. Gene Ontology annotation, molecular function: metal ion binding; ubiquitin protein ligase activity. Bases 640 to 1287 code for a protein of 215 amino acids. Lineage: Eukaryota; Metazoa; Chordata; Lepidosauria; Squamata; Cordylidae. The record is from RefSeq and is a predicted model, not a curated record. The transcript has 7 exons.
UAAGGGGAGGCGUACCCCUUGCCCCAAUUAGAGCGCCGCGAGAGGAGGGGGCGGGCCAGCGCCUUCCUCCACACCAUGGCUGGCCUCCCUCCUGUCACUUACCCAGAGGACGAGGCUGUCGCACAGCAGCUGGUCGCUCGGUUUCCCUUCCAUAGCGAUGGCGGCGGCGGCGGUGGCAGCGAUUCUCCCCUCGGCAGCAGCGCCGCGCUCCUCUCGCGGAGCGCACAAUGCACCAACCUGAUUUACGGCCAGAACAAUGCGCAGGUUACGUGUCAGCCACCGCCUGUGUCACCUCCAUUGACACCCAUCUAUUCCGUUCGGGCGGGGAGAGCUUUUCGUAUUUGACAGGGGAGCCGGCCAAUCGUGAGUUCACGAAACCGAGCUGGCGUUGCCUGUUAAACCACGUAACAACGCAUUCGGUCCAAUCAAGGAGUAGCGCCGAGGGCGGGCGGGAGGCAAAGCGGACCUUCAACUGCGAGUAGCUGUGGCGCCAUCUACCGGAAACGUUGAGAAAUGGAUGGGUCUGACCUAGACGGGAGCGGGAGACUCGGAAGCUACUCAGAAAAAUCCUCCAAUCACCCUUUUGGUUAGAGAGCAAGUAGUCUGGCUGGCUGUUGGUUCUUUAAUUUAAGUCAAGAGAUGAGUCCUCUGGAAAAGAAUUAUGUCCCUUUGUCCUCAAGAAAUCACAUCGAAUCCCUUAGACACUGGAAACAAAGUUACCACAGUGAUUUGAACUGUCCUAUCUGCCUCCAGACUGCUACUUUCCCAGUAGAAACCAACUGUGGACAUUUAUUUUGUGGUUCCUGUCUGAUUGAAUACUGGAAGCAUGGAUCUUGGCUUGGAGCAAUAAACUGCCCACUCUGCAGACAGAAAGUUAUUCUUCUGUACAUCUCCUGCAAAAAUCAGCCAGACAAGCAAAGCAAACGUAUCGUAUAUGACAUCAAAGAUUACAAUAAACGCUUCUCAGGACAGCCUCGGCCUUUUUCAGAUUAUCUUUAUGACGUGCCCCUGCUUCUCAACCUUGCCAUAAGAGGAAUCUUCACCUUGGGUGGCCUUGUGUGGAUCUUCUUCCUCAGAGUUGUCAUCUGCUCUUUUGGAACCAUCAUGUGCUUAACUUCUUCACUUGAUGUGAUGCCUGAACGUCUUUGUGGAAUCUUGGGGGUGGUUGAUGACCUAGUUGUUGUAUUCCUCCUUUUAACAUGUAUGAUAAACAUUGGCUCACGGAUGGAAUUGGAAAGGGCAAAUAUGACAAAUGCUACAACACAAAAUAUUCUGUUGGAUUCAUGAUGAGAUGACUCUGGUACUUCUUAAGGGAAAACCUUAGCGGAGACUAUGAUGAGCUCUCCUUAAUCUUGGAAAGCAACACAAAAUAGAUUUUGCUUUGAAGGAUGUACAAGGGUUGAUGCACUGGUGUUUGAAGAAGAACACGAAAGAAUAUGUUGAGUGGGGAGGCAUUAAUGUUCAUCAUGGACUAAAACUCAAUGACAUCCAGGAAUCUUAGAGAUACAGUGCUGAAAGUUGCUGCUUGUCUUUUGUGUACUUGCACUGAAUUGUGGGAUAAGACCAUCUCUAUUUCAUAGCUCAACAGUUCAGAUGUGAUGAAAAAACAUUCAGUACAUUUAAACUUGAAAAUGUUCAAACUUUUAUAAUUGUAGCACCUUCAAAAUUACUUUUAUGUCUUUUAUACACAGAAGGAUGAAAACCGUCUCCUAGGACACGGGUGAAUUAAACCGCUUACUGAACAGAGAAAAUUCUUUGGAUUUCACAUUUGUGCAGAUACAUGUAUAGUGAUGGCAUUUUGGAUACAUUGUAACAAUGUUGUAAUAAUUGUAACCAUCACAGUAAUUAUCUAGAAUCAAACUAAAACUAAAAUUCACAAGUGGAAAAAACUAAUAAUGAAAUAGAAGAAAUUAAGAAUAAGACAUGGCAGUUAAGAACAUAUCUGAUUCUUCUAGAUAUACAAAGAUCCUGCAGAGAUUUUAAAAUCACUUCUGUAUGCGGAGCCUCACAGUUAUAUUUUUACUUGUUUCUUUGUACCCAAGGAGAUUUUAUACUGUAGGCAGUUUUAUAUACAUACUUAAGUUGAGUGCAAGGCCAAACAAAUAUAAGCACAUAGGUUGACAUCCCAACAAAGUAUGUGAGGGUCAGUGACAUGUUUCCUGUCUUACAGAAUGCUUCUGGAGCACAGGCAGUGAACUCUAAUGGCUCUUGUGCAGCAGCACACACAGAGGGGGAUGAGGGCAAUUGGGUGUGCGGGCUCCCAACACAUUCCCCACAACCCCUCCUGAUGUGUGUGCUUUGUUAGUCCGGAUGUCAGCCAGUAUUAUUAGUAAGUAGCCUGAGACUUGACAGUAAAUAAAAAAUGCUGGUAAUAAAAGAAUACUAACACAUUUUAAAUGUAACCUGGAUUUGUGCUGUGAAUUGUGUGUUAUGGAAUGUGAAUUUAUAUCUUGUAUAUCUAAGAAUGAAUGUGCAUAAAUAUUUAUUGUUCACAAUG